This is a messenger RNA of Perkinsus marinus ATCC 50983, 1215 nucleotides long. RefSeq lists its product as hypothetical. The transcript has 12 exons. The coding region runs from base 1 to 1215 and encodes 404 amino acids. NCBI's taxonomy places the organism in Eukaryota, Perkinsozoa, Perkinsida, Perkinsidae. The record is from RefSeq and is a predicted model, not a curated record.
AUGGUUCUGAAGAAAUCGUUGGAGAUUAGCGAUGAGGAGCUGGCGAAGCAGGUUGAGGCUAUGCGGCAGGCCUACGAGAAAGAAUUGAAUUCAGACAACCAGAGUGAUGCGAUUCGUGAAGCAGACAUUUACGCACAGCGCAGUGGCAUGAAGCCAACCACGAUCACAACUACUGUGCAAACAUCAUGUGACGCGGAUGAGUCCUUCCGGAGGCCAAGUGGGCUGGGCCACGUGAAGCUCAGGGGUAUGAAGACGUGUGAUACACUACCGAACCGCGGCCCAUUGGGAAUGGGACGCAGGAUGGGCUGUGCUGGCGUUGACACUCUUAUUCGUAUAUACGUCUAUCUACCUCAUAGUGGUGACAGCUUCUACCUCUGGGUGCCGCACGAUAUCCCUGUUGGACCACCAAAGUUCACAAUGGACCGGUUCACUGAGAUUACUGGGAUAGCAAUAGAGGACCAGCGGCUCGCUGUGAAUGGCACAACGUUGAAGACGAAUUCCGUCGGGAUCAAUUAUUAUAAUGUGACUCACGGCUGCACUGUGACCUUGUCAAAAUUUGAAAGCUACGAGAAGCGCAAGGCCAGCAGAGAGCAGGAGCCCGUAUUGGCCGUGACCAUGGCUAAACGCGUGAAGGGGACGUCUGGCAAUGCUAUUACUAAAGCUUUAAAGGCGUCGGCCAGAAGGCUUAAUAAGACGGGCACUGGGUAUUGGAUUAUGCCUAAGUGGGAACAUGAUGAGUAUCCUGGGUUAAUAUCGGAGAAAUUAAUGCGACGGUUUGGUAUCAUGAGUAACGACACUGUGUUUUAUGAGGACUACCUGGGCAAGGUCCACCUCACGCCUGGCAUGGGCCAUGGGGAUCCGUUCGGCUCCAUAAGGGAGGCAUUUGAACGGCAUAAUAUCGUGGCUAGCUUGCCGCAACCCUCGUCGUCACGCUUCACUCACAUGGGCAUCAUUCGUAAUGGUUAUGACACAGUGUAUCACAAUCAUCACCGAGUGACGGAGGAACAGAGAGCACAGGGAGAUCGAACGCUUACCGAGACCUCCAGUAUGACCGUCCCUGGUGCCAUCACUACGGCCUCAACUGCGAAGUGCUUCUCUUGCUUCCCGGCACUAGUACGACGAGGCAACGGUGGUGUUAACAACAACAGCAGUGCUGAGCUUGUAUCGGACUUGUGGAGAGAGCAAAUGACUUUCCGAGGUGGUUCCAUUGUUUAG